This is a messenger RNA of Penicillium pulvis, 1113 nucleotides long. RefSeq names its product WD-repeat containing protein SWD2. The coding region runs from base 1 to 1113 and encodes 370 amino acids. The record is from RefSeq and is a predicted model, not a curated record. Gene Ontology annotation, molecular function: chromatin binding; protein binding. Gene Ontology annotation, cellular component: Set1C/COMPASS complex. The transcript has 2 exons. NCBI's taxonomy places the organism in Eukaryota, Fungi, Ascomycota, Eurotiomycetes, Eurotiales, Aspergillaceae.
AUGGCCGACUCCCAAGCAUCGACCCAAACUCAACUCUCACAGCCAGCUUCACAAGAGCUGUCAAGUCAAACUCUGCCAGAGAUAAUUCGCACCUACCGCCCAAUCAAGUCUUUCAGAGGAUCCAAGCCUGAUGCCUCGACCCAUGUGACUUCCUUGGACUUCGACGACUGCGGCGAAUUCCUUGUCGCAGCCGGCGAUGAUGAUGCAAUUCAGCUAUUUGAUAUCAAGGAAGGAAAACUCAAGAAGACAGUUCCAAGCAAAAAAUAUGGCGUUCACCUUGCGCGGUUCACCCACCACCAACGAUCGCUUCUCCAUGCGAGUACCAAAGUCGACCAUAACCUCCGGUUGCUGGACGUGCAAAAUGAAGGAUACGUUCGUUAUUUCAAUGGCCACACAGAUACUGUGACAAGUCUGGCACUGGCGCCCUCAGGGGACCAUUUUGUUUCUUCAGGCAAAGAUGAUACAGUUGCAGUCUGGGAUCUGCAAUCCCGGAACCCGCAGGGCAAGUUGAACCUCGCGACCCCAUACUUGGUGACGUUUGACCCUUCUGCGUCGGUCCUUGCCAUCGCCUCGCAGUCUACAUCCUCCGUCCUUCUCUACGAUUUCCGCAACUAUGAUAAAGCGCCCUUCUCAACUUUUGAUCUGGCUCCCUAUGAGGAAAUGUACACACCAAGUACUCGCGGACGUGCCUGGACCCGACUGGAGUUCUCGAACGAUGGAAAAUAUCUGAUGGUUGGAACGGAUUAUCAUGGCCACUUCAUAUUGGAUGCAUUUGAUGGCUCUAUCAAGGCUUUCCUUACUGGAAAGAGUAGUCCGACUGGCCGUGCUGCCCCGGUGUCUACGACAGGCAAACCCCGUGGCCAGGGUGAUGCAUGCUUCACACCCGAUGGCCGAUAUGUGAUUGGUGGCAAUGGCGACGGGCCAGACAUGCUCGUAUGGGAUAUGCAACAGAAGCCCGAGGCCAACAAUAUGCUUCCUCCUGUGGCCAAACUUCCCCACCGAAACCGAACAGCCGUUGUUGAGUACAAUCCAAAGUACAACAUGAUCGCGAGUGCCGAUCAGGACACUGUUUUCUGGCUUCCGGAUGAGCUGCCGAAGCCAUCAGAGAAAUAA